CUUCAACGCGUUAAAAACAAUUAUAUCAAACCCAACAACCGAUUAAUUAAUCAUCAAUCAUUGAUAAUAAGCCCACACGACCAAAGAUGCCGACUUCCCACAUCUCCACUCCUAUCGGCGCAGUCGACGCCGCCGUCGUCAUUACUGCCCUACACAACCACGACCUGAUGAUCAGAACCCUAUGUCCAGCACUAGUCAGUUACACCUUCGAAGCCGGCUACAGAAACACCCAAGCGACAUAUUGCAUCACUGACAGGACGCCCGGUGGCCAGACAGCAUACAACCUCACACUUACCAACGUCCCCUCGGGCGUCAACUCUCUCGUCAACGCCAAACCGCCCGUGGGCGUGCUUACUAUCAGCGGCAAGUGGCGCGUUGCUGGCGGGGAAUUGGUUGAGGAAGUAGAAAUCGAUGCGAAUUUCAUGAUGAAGAAGGUGGCAAAGAGUAACGUGGAGAAAACGCAUCCAGAGCAGCAUAUGAAGCUACUGCACGCGGCGCUGGCCUGAGAUGGUAGCGAGGCUGAGAGAAAGGGAAGAGGUGGCGUUUGAAAGAUAAGGAAUGCAUAGCCUUGGCUACUUGGAUUUAGGGUUGACUUUGAGCGAUCAGAUUAGCGUGUUUGCAUUUUAAGCGUGGAGUUUCGGCGUUGGAUCAACUUGUUUAAGCUGUCAUAUGUAAAAUUCAAAAAG
Molecule: messenger RNA, 686 nt
Organism: Cucurbitaria berberidis CBS 394.84
Lineage: Eukaryota; Fungi; Ascomycota; Dothideomycetes; Pleosporales; Cucurbitariaceae
Exons: 2
Coding region: 87-506 (139 amino acids)
Source: RefSeq, a predicted model, not a curated record